AUGCCUGAAGUUUCAUCGCGCGGAGGAUCCUCACGUGGUGUUGUAAACUCCUCUAGGGGAACGAAAAAGGGACAAAAACAGCGAGAAGAAGCAUCUGAUCAUGAAAUGAGCGAUGAUGACUCUGGAAGGAGGGAGGAGCCUGAAGAACGUCAAAAGAAGCCUGUCUCAAUCAAGAAGAGCAAGAAACCUCAAGGAGGUCGCGCUCCACCGAAAAGGGAUCGGAUGGGGGUUCACAAGAGACUUCAGCUUCACUUUCCAGUCGGUCGCAUCGGGAGGUAUUUGAGGAAAGGACACUUUUCUAGAAGGGUUGGUCGAGCUGCACCAGUAUUCAUUGCUGCUGUACUCGAUUACAUGGUGGGAGAAUUAGUUGAAAUAGCGUGUGAUGCGGCUAGAACCCAGAAGAAGACAACUGUCAAGCCGCGUCAUAUUCAACUUGCAAUUAGAGAAGAUCUCGAAUUUUGUCGCUUACUUGGAGAAGUCACAAUCACUCAAGGAGGAAAUGGAGGAAAAGUCAACAUUGCGCCUGUCUUGCUUCAAUCAAUGCACCCAAUACGCAAGGGCGUUGAACAUGAAGAUGCAGAAAUGAGUGUGAAUAAUGAGAAAAAGCGAAAUGAUGAGAGCGAUGGAGAAGAACCACCAGAAGAAAGUGAGGAAGAUGCAAAUGAGAAUGAAGAAGAAGAAGAAGAUGAUGAAGGGUCACAAGAAUACUGA
Molecule: messenger RNA, 711 nt
Organism: Condylostylus longicornis
Lineage: Eukaryota; Metazoa; Arthropoda; Insecta; Diptera; Dolichopodidae
Exons: 1
Coding region: 1-711 (236 amino acids)
Cellular component (GO): nucleosome
Molecular function (GO): DNA binding; structural constituent of chromatin; protein heterodimerization activity
Source: RefSeq, a predicted model, not a curated record